ACAUACGGAGGAAGGAACCCAGCUUGGCUGCCCUUUCCUCUCCCUUGGUCACGACUUCCAAAAAUGGUUAUGUACUUCAAUUCAUACAGGUUUUGGUUUUUUACUCUUAUUUCCAUCGUCAUAAAUUAUCUCUGCCGCCCUCGAGCCUGAACCAUACCGCUUCACCAGUAUGCGAAUAUCCAGAGUCCUAUCAUCAAAAUCCAAACCAUCACUUCAUCUUUCGUUCACUGCCUAACCUCUUUUCCGACCAUCAAAAUGUGGCAAAAGGAAGAUCCAUUCACAACUCCCAUCACUUCACCUAAUCUUCCCUAUCGAUGGGCUCGGGCAAACCGUCAUUCACGCUUCUCUGGAUUUCGAGUCACCCCUACGAGGAUAGGAAUUGCCUUGAUUGUUUGUGGUUUUCUGUUCUUAGUUCAUGGAUUGUUCCCUAAGGCUGCAGUUGCAGAGGUUUUUGCUCAUGCCACCAUCAAUGUACGUGCGAUACUAAUACAAUAUAGGCCCCUUUAAAGUCCAUUGUCGAUCUGAACAAUAGAACUAUCCCCAAUGUCCCCUUUCAACCUUUAGAAUUAAAUACCUACCGAGCGCCAGAUAUCACCGACGCGUUUUCAACAUAUAAAUUUCGAAACACUUGCAACGUUUCCUCCCUACAUCUUCAUGCUCCUUUCAGUCCUUUAUGCUCCGAUAGACAAUCUAUGCUAACGGCUAUGGCAUCCGGUGGUCGUAUUGGCUUUGAUGCACCAUAUAUGCCUAGGGAUUGUGACUUUCGUUGGUUCACGUCCGAGGAGAUAUGCGAUAUAUUUGGAAGAUUUGAAAAGGUGAUGGUUAUUGGGGAUAGUAUGUUGAGACAUGUUCUAGGUUGUUUCAAUAUCUUUUUGAGAAAGGAUAUCGGGUAUGGUGCUGUGACGGAUUGGAAUUUUAAUACACAAGAGAGGUAGGCUUUUGUAUACCGAUCAGGCUCCCGCGCGAACUAAUCUUCCCGUCGGUUGGAUGUUCUGGAUCUUCUCGAAGAUAUUUUGAGCUGCUCCUCUCCCUUCCUGCUCGCCUUGCCAGUGGCACCUCUUCUAUCAUACCACUCAGAGAAUUGAAGACCAAGAUACUGAUUGAAGUUUAGAAAAGAAUGUUUUUGUAAUGAGCAGUUCGAUGUAAAAGCUUGCUCGGUACAAGGUAUAUACAAGACCUCGGAUGUAGAGGUUCAUGAUCCAGGAAGUAUAUCUUGUUCCAAUUCCAUCAAUGUUAUGAGUGAGUACGCCGAUACCUCGGAGGAAUCCCCACCACUAAUACUCAAAACAGUGGAAGAGAUGGUAUAUUAUAACAUACCUGAUGAUGAGAUAUCUCGCCUUCGAGCCGACCUUCUCUUCCGUCCUACUUCCAAGCCGAUAGGCAUAAUUUUCGGCCAUGGUCUAUGGUCUGAUCUUGACCUUCCCAAAACGAUUCAAUGGCUUGACACUUUGGUUUUGCUUAUAGACUCUACAAUUGGUCGAGGUAAAUGGAAAGGACUCUUCGUCACCCCGAAUGCAGCAGGAAAAGAAAAGACGGACGAAUGGAUUGUAAGCCAGGGCAAUAAAGCAUUGAUGCUAUAUGAAGAGGCAGUUGGAAUUGAAGCGAGAAAGAGAGGAUUGGAGCAUUUAGGGACUUGGAAUAUGAGUAUUCAAGCGAGGAAAUAUGAUGGAGUACAUUUGGAUUUGAAGGGGAAUUUAGUGAAGAGUAUGAUGAUUAUUAAUUGGUUGGCGAUGUUGUGAGUAGGAUGAUGAGGUGGGAUGAUGGGAUUUGGGGGUGCGAUGACUCCAAGAUGAUGAUAUUCUCUCAUGGUUAAAGCAUCUCAUGAUCAAACCAUUGUUAAAAUGCUAAGAGUGUAUAUCUCAAAGAAUGCUUGAUUGUCACAGUUGAAGCAGGACAUUGAUGAGAG
Messenger RNA from Sclerotinia trifoliorum, 1906 nucleotides. NCBI's taxonomy places the organism in Eukaryota, Fungi, Ascomycota, Leotiomycetes, Helotiales, Sclerotiniaceae. The record is from the annotation of a GenBank genome assembly.